CGAUCAGUGCUUGUAACUUAGCCGGAUCGUAGUCUUGAACUUCACGGUCAUCAUCGCUGCACACUCUUCAAUUCUCUGUUCCGCACGACGCGCAUCUUCGCGAAAGGAUUUCUUGUUUGCAUACAUUAUUCAUUACCUUCCCCCUCGCUACCCAUAGAAUUUGAAGGUAUUAUCUAGGCACGCCUUCAGGACUUGCAAUAGCAUUCAACGAUGGGGGAUCUCGUGGACUCGAUGCUCGACCUCAUGAGGCGGCUUCCGCCUACCAAUGUGGAGGAGAAUGUGGCCGCACUUGUAGGAAUGUGCCCAGACUAUGCGGACGAUCUGUUGGGAAGUGUCGAUCAACCGCUGAAGGUCUUGACGGAUCGCGCGACGGGGAAGGAGUAUCUUGCCUGUGACUAUAAUCGGGAUGGAGAGAGCUAUCGAUCGCCGUGGUCGAAUGAAUAUGACCCUCCGCUAGACGACGGCACGGUGCCAUCUUCCAAACUCCGAAAACUGGAAAUAACCGCAAAUGAAGCAUUUGACACGUAUAGAGAAAUGUACUAUGAGGGAGGCGUGUCAUCAGUCUUCCUGUGGGACCUUGACGACGGCGGCUUCGCAGGAGUUGUCCUUUUGAAGAAGGCAUUAAAUCCGACAUCACCUGGAGAGCCUUCAGGCUCUUGGGAUUCCAUUCAUGUGUUCGAAGCCGCUGAGCGAGGUCGUCAAGCGCACUAUAAACUCACAUCCACCAUAAUGCUUCAUAUGACAGAUCGGCCGAACCUAGACGACAAUGACAGUGGGAGCGGCAGUGCUUCCAAAGAGAAGAACAACAAGAGUGAAGCCAAACGAGACGGGGAGGUGUCGUUGAGUGGCAGCAUGACGCGACAGAUUGAGCAAGAUUGGCCGAUUCAGGACCAGAACUCGCACAUCACCAAUACCGGUCGGAUGAUUGAGGAGAUGGAAAUCAAGAUGCGGAAUCUUUUGCAGGAGGUCUACUUUGGCAAGACUAGGGACGUUGUGUUUGAUUUGCGUAGCGUCGAUGACCUGGAGAAGGCGCGCAGACAGCGAGAAUUGCAGAAAGAGCUCGUCGGGUUCAUCAAACGGUAGACUUACUCACGACAAUGGGAAUUAUGGAGGACGGACUCAGGCUGAUACAGCAGGCAAGAAAGUACUUUUUCAUUUGUGUACCAAAUAUACAUGUAGCUCUGACAUCGCUCCGCUGAAUGCCGGCUUUCGGAGGUAAGUCUAUAUACCCACUGCGACAAGCCAGGCACGCGUUUCUCUUGUGGAAUUCCAGUACCCAUCUCACGCAGAGCAUGAUUGAGGC
Somion occarium is the source of this 1303-nucleotide messenger RNA. The record is from the annotation of a GenBank genome assembly. NCBI's taxonomy places the organism in Eukaryota, Fungi, Basidiomycota, Agaricomycetes, Polyporales, Cerrenaceae.